ACAAAAGACAAAAUAAACUCGACAAGCACGCCCCUCAACCCCCGCGCUCUCUCCCUGUCUCUCUGCAAUUUCCAGGGUUUCCUGUUUUCGAUUACCCCACUCGAUUAAAAAAUCGGAGAGAUGGUUCUAUCACAGAAGAUUCACGAAGCAUUCAAAGGAACAGUGGAGAGAAUCACAGGUCCACGCACUGUUUCUGCCUUUAAAGAGAAAGGCGUUCUUAGUGUCAGCGAAUUCAUUCUGGCCGGCGACAAUCUCGUCUGUAAAUGCCCCACUUGGUCCUGGGAAUCUGGCGAGCCGAGCAAGAGGAAGCCUUACUUGCCUGCUGAGAAACAGUUUCUGAUUACUCGAAAUGUUCCUUGUCUACGAAGAGCUGCGUCUGUAGAAGAAGAGUAUGAAGCUGCUGGAGGUGAAGUUCUACUUGAUAAUGAAGAUAAUGAUGGAUGGCUAGCAACUCAUGGGAAACCUAAAGAAACUAAAGGUGAUGAGGAUGAGAAUGUGCCUUCAAUGGAGGCUCUAGAUAUCAGUGUUAAAAGAAUUCCUAUCCAAACAAACCCUUCAUACUUUGGGGAAGAGGAGGAGGAAGAUAUUCCUGACAUGGCAGACUUUGAAGACCCUGACAAUCUAAUCAAAUCAGAUCCUGCAACACUUCAGACUACAUAUGUAGUGGCUCACGAACCUGAUGAUGAUGAUAACAUUCUACGCACUCGAACAUAUGAUGUCAGCAUCACGUAUGAUAAAUAUUAUCAAACUCCUCGUGUAUGGCUUACUGGAUAUGAUGAGUCAAGGAUGCUUUUGCACCCAGAGCUUGUACUUGAAGAUGUUAGCCAAGACCAUGCACGCAAAACGGUAACUAUUGAAGACCAUCCUCACUUACCUGGGAAGCAUGCAUCAGUGCAUCCUUGCCGACAUGGGGCUGUAAUGAAGAAAAUUAUUGAUGUUCUAAUGUCUCACGGAGUUGAGCCAGAAGUUGGCAAGUACCUUUUCUUAUUUUUGAAAUUUGUAGCCUCUGUAAUUCCAACCAUUGAAUAUGACUACACCAUGGAUUUCGAUCUUGGUAGCUCAAGUAGCUGAUGUGAGGCUGAAACUGCGGUAAAUUCAAGAAAAAUCUUCUGGGGUGUUUGCAAUCAUUGCACUGUACAACUUCCAUAACAAUUAUUAUUGUACAUAAAUCCUAUAAACAAUUUCUUACUGAUACGCCUCAAUAACUGUGAAUCCCUUGUGUUCUUAUGAUCAUAUAUAGUUGUUUAUUUAUACAAUGUAAAUGCACAGUUUUAUUUGAAUUGUUUAUCGUGACAAGCCAUGUUCA
Populus euphratica (Euphrates poplar) is the source of this 1306-nucleotide messenger RNA. Its product is annotated as autophagy-related protein 3-like. The coding region runs from base 121 to 1071 and encodes 316 amino acids. Gene Ontology annotation, cellular component: cytosol; phagophore assembly site. Gene Ontology annotation, molecular function: Atg8-family ligase activity. The transcript has 10 exons. The record is from RefSeq and is a predicted model, not a curated record. Lineage: Eukaryota; Viridiplantae; Streptophyta; Magnoliopsida; Malpighiales; Salicaceae. Gene Ontology annotation, biological process: glycophagy; nucleophagy; autophagy of mitochondrion.